AUGCGGCGGGCGGGCAGGCGCGGCAGGCAGGCCCCGGAGGGCAGCCCCAUGGAGAACGGGGUGGGGCAGGAGCCGGGGACCCCCGAGCCACCUGCAGCCGAGGGCAUCCCGACCCCCCGGCCCCCCCGGGCCCGCCCCCGCCUGGUGUUCCACACGCAGCUGGCCCACGGCAGCCCCACGGGGCGCAUCGAGGGCUUCACCAACGUCAAGGAGCUCUACGCCAAAAUCGCGGAGGUUUUCGGCAUCUCGCCCACCGAGAUCCUCUUUUGCACGCUCAACACGCACAAAGUGGACAUGCAGAAGCUGCUGGGGGGGCAGAUCGGCCUGGAGGAUUUCAUCUUUGCCCAUGUGCGGGGUGAGACAAAGGAGGUGGAGGUGACCAAGACAGAGGAUGCCCUUGGCCUCACCAUCACGGACAACGGGGCUGGCUACGCUUUCAUCAAGAGAAUCAAGGAGGGCAGCAUCAUCAACCGGCUCCAGACGGUGUGUGUGGGUGACAGCAUUGAGGCCAUCAAUGACCAGACCAUCGUGGGCUGCAGGCACUACGAGGUGGCCCGAAUGCUGCGGGAGCUGCCCCGGGCUCAGCCCUUCACCCUCCGCCUGGUGCAGCCCAAAAAGGCCUUUGACAUGAUCGGGCAGAGGACGCGGAACAGCAAGUGUCCGGGCGAGGGCAGAGUGACCAGCGGGAAGGAGACGCUGCGGCUGCGGGCACAGGGCCCCGCCACGCUGGAGGAGGGGCCCGGUCUCUUCGAGGAAGAAGCCGCCCGGCAGGUGGAUGAUCUGCUGGAGAGCUACAUGGGCAUCCGGGACAGCGAGCUGGCCUCGACGAUGGUGGAGGCAGCUCGGGGCAGCUCCAGCGUGGCCCAGCUCGCCCGCGGCUUGGACUCGGUGCUGGGCGAGUUUGCCUUCCCCCCGGAGUUUGUGGCCGAGGUGUGGGCAGCUGUCUGCCGCCCCAAGGGGGGGCAGGAGUAG
Messenger RNA from Apus apus (common swift), 972 nucleotides. RefSeq names its product GIPC PDZ domain containing family member 3 (gene GIPC3). NCBI's taxonomy places the organism in Eukaryota, Metazoa, Chordata, Aves, Apodiformes, Apodidae. The coding region runs from base 1 to 972 and encodes 323 amino acids. Gene Ontology annotation, molecular function: protein binding. The transcript is spliced from 6 exons. The record is from RefSeq and is a predicted model, not a curated record.